AUGGCCACACCACCACCGCAACCCGGAGGCUUCAUCCUCUCUCCGCCCGCGUCCACAAUCACAACUACCUCAACCAUGCACCCAACCCUCCCCCACCCGCGAGACACUCCCCUACGCCCCGGCGGCAGUAAAGAAUCUGCCUUCAUCCGCCACUGCGAUGCUCAACUCCUGCACAUCCAACGACGUUUCGCGAAACGCACCUCUCCAAGCUCCCAAUUCCUGUCAGAAGUCGACCGCGACAAGGCAGAUACAUGGGGCGACGUCCAAGGCUACAACACCAUGAGCGAAGCAUGUAAAGAUCUGGGCGAAUUAGUAGACAUCGUCUGGGUCAGCGGGACGCCUGGGUUACAGGUCCCCUACCUCAUCAGCAUCGGACUUUUGCUGGGGAAUGUAGUGCAGGGGAUGCCGCCGAGUCCAAAGGCGCUGUUUCGGGUGUUGGGGAAGUUGGAUCUGGCAUUUGCGGGGCUGAUGCAAGGCCGGGAUGCUGAGACGGGAGAGAGGUUGCCGGGGUUUGAAGGGGGUGGGAGGAGGGGGGUUGUGAGUGGGACGGAGAAGGUGAGGAUUCGGAGUCUGGUGGAACGGACGAGGGUGGGGGUUGUGGAGGUUUUCAAGAGGGGGGAGUUUGAGUAUGAGGAUGAGGAGGGGGAGGGGGAGGGGGAUAGCAUGGAUAUCGAGACGGAGACGGACGAUGAGGGGCGUUUGGUGCUGGAGGGGGAUGAUCAUGAGGAGACACCUGAGGAGAGUCUGGACAUGCAGAUUGCGAGGGUUUAUGAUCGGACAAUGGUUGAGUUGGGGGAUAGUCUGGAGGAGCCGAGUAUUGGGGUUCUUACGGAGGGGAGAGGUAGAGGGUAA
This is a messenger RNA of Zasmidium cellare ATCC 36951, 852 nucleotides long. RefSeq lists its product as uncharacterized. Gene Ontology annotation, cellular component: transcription factor TFIIH holo complex. The record is from RefSeq and is a predicted model, not a curated record. The transcript has a single exon. Bases 1 to 852 code for a protein of 283 amino acids. Lineage: Eukaryota; Fungi; Ascomycota; Dothideomycetes; Mycosphaerellales; Mycosphaerellaceae.